This is a messenger RNA of Ananas comosus (pineapple), 2237 nucleotides long. RefSeq names its product dynamin-related protein 1C. Lineage: Eukaryota; Viridiplantae; Streptophyta; Magnoliopsida; Poales; Bromeliaceae. Bases 109 to 1941 code for a protein of 610 amino acids. The record is from RefSeq and is a predicted model, not a curated record. Gene Ontology annotation, cellular component: cytoplasm; membrane; microtubule. The transcript has 16 exons. Gene Ontology annotation, molecular function: GTPase activity; microtubule binding; GTP binding.
UCUCUCGUUCUCUCUCUCGAUCUCGAUCUCGAUCCCACCCCAUCUCCUCCUCGUCCUCCUCUUCAUCGUCGUCCCCAUUGGAUCGCAAUCUCCUCCUCCUUCUCGGCAAUGGCAACCAUGGAGAGCCUCAUCGGCCUCGUGAACCGGAUCCAGAGGGCGUGCACCGUCCUGGGCGACCAUGGCGGCGAGGGCUCCUCCCUCUGGGAGGCGCUCCCCUCCGUCGCCGUCGUCGGAGGCCAGAGUUCGGGGAAAUCGUCCGUGUUGGAGAGCAUCGUCGGGAGGGACUUCUUGCCUCGAGGAUCUGGAAUUGUGACAAGGAGGCCGCUGGUGUUGCAACUGCACAAAACAGAAGGAGGGCAGGAGUAUGCAGAGUUCCUUCACGCUCCGAGGAAGAGGUUUACUGAUUUUGCUGCUGUAAGGAAGGAGAUUCAAGAUGAGACAGAUCGCAUAACUGGGAAAACAAAGCACAUAUCGAAUAUUCCCAUUCACUUGAGCAUAUACUCGCCACAUGUUGUUAAUUUAACACUCAUUGAUCUUCCUGGGCUGACGAAGGUUGCUGUAGAGGGACAGCCUGAAUCAAUUGUUCAAGACAUUGAAAAUAUGGUGCGGUCAUAUGUUGAAAAGCCCAAUUCCAUCAUACUGGCCAUUUCCCCUGCUAAUCAAGAUAUUGCUACGUCAGAUGCUAUAAAGCUUGCGAGGGAUGUUGACCCUACAGGUGAGAGGACAUUUGGUGUCCUGACGAAACUUGAUUUGAUGGACAAGGGCACUAAUGCUCAGGAUGUUUUGGAGGGAAGAUCUUAUCGUCUUCAACAUCCUUGGGUUGGAAUUGUGAACCGCUCACAAGCUGAUAUCAAUAAGAAUGUUGACAUGCUUGAUGCACGACGAAAAGAGCAGGAGUAUUUUGCAAAUAGCCCUGAUUAUGGACACUUGGCUCAUAAAAUGGGUUCAGAGUAUCUCGCUAAGCUUCUGUCAAAGCAUUUAGAAUCUGUAAUCAGAGCAAGAAUACCCAGCAUAAUAGCAUUAAUUAACAAAACGAUUGAUGAACUUGAGGCCGAGUUGGAUCGGUUGGGAAGGCCAAUCGGAGGCGAUGCAGGGGCACAGCUUUACACGAUAUUAGACAUGUGCCGUGCUUUUGACCGUAUCUUUAAAGAGCAUUUGGAUGGAGGGCGACCAGGUGGAGAUCGCAUAUAUGGGGUAUUCGACAACCAGUUGCCAGCAGCUUUGAAAAAGCUCCCAUUUGAUAGGCAUCUUUCUCUGCAAAAUGUUCGGAAAGUCAUAUCUGAGGCAGAUGGUUAUCAGCCCCACUUGAUUGCUCCCGAGCAAGGUUACAGAAGGCUUAUAGAUAGCUCUCUCAGCUAUUUUAAGGGCCCAGCCGAAGCUUCAGUUGAUGCUGUACAUUUUGUCUUGAAAGAACUUGUACGGAAAUCUAUUGGAGAAACAGAGGAAUUGAAGCGUUUCCCUUCUCUUCAAGCUGACAUAGCAGCUGCUGCAAACGAAGCCUUAGAAAGAUUCCGUGAUGAGGGUCGGAAAACAGUUCUCCGUCUAGUUGAAAUGGAAGCCAGCUACCUCACAGUGGAGUUCUUCCGGAAACUUCCUACAGAACCAGAUAACAAAGGUCCAAACAAUACAGCUCCGGCCAUCGACAGAUAUAAUGAGAACCACCUUCGAAGAAUAGGAUCAAAUGUGUCUGCUUACAUUGGCAUGGUAUGUGACACAUUGAGGAAUACUAUUCCCAAGGCCGUUGUCCAUUGCCAAGUCCGAGAGGCAAAGCGCAAUUUGCUUAACUAUUUUUAUGCCCAAGUGGGGAGCAGAGAGAAAAAGCAGCUUAGUGCGAUGCUAGAUGAGGACCCAGCUUUGAUGGAGAAGAGGGACGGGAUAGCUAAGAAGCUCGAGCUCUACAAAUCGGCGAGGAAUGAAAUCGACUCCGUGGCAUGGAAAUAAGUCAUCAUACAAGGACAUAAAAGUUAAUCCUAUACAACAUUUUUCACAGUAAGUAUAGAAGGUAUUUAUGGGCUGGUGCAUUCAUUUCCUCAUUCCUUUGCACUUGAAAGACUAUAUGAUGCCGUCAUUUAUUCGUUUUUUUUUUUUUUUCUUAUCGACUAUAUGAGCUGUGAACUACACUUUCCGUUUUGCUUCUCUCUUUUGUUGAUGAUGUUCAUUCAAUUAUUCUUCAUACCUGAAGGUUGUUUAUGUUAUUCUGAGUGAAGUGUUGUAGUUACGAUAGUUCGCGGCGAUUA